Molecule: messenger RNA, 1126 nt
Organism: Phaedon cochleariae (mustard beetle)
Lineage: Eukaryota; Metazoa; Arthropoda; Insecta; Coleoptera; Chrysomelidae
Source: the annotation of a GenBank genome assembly
CAAUGACCUAGCGUCGAUCGAUGUUAUGGGAAAAUUCACCCAUUUGCAAAUGACACCACAUUAUUUUGGCACAAUAAAAAUAUUUAUGACUUGCAACAAACAAUGAGCAACGAUAUUGCCAUUGUGAAAAAGUGAUGUGGAUUUCAAUAUGUUGACCUUUAACAUCUCCAAAACCAGUUUCCUAACUUUUAAUUGCAAUCUGCAGGAAGAACUUCAGUUAGGUAUCACUGAGAACUUUUUUGUGAUUGCUGAACAACCUCUGUGUGUUUCUGUAAUGGGACUGGUUGGGACUAAAAUAAAGAAUGAGCCAUUAGCAGGAUGUUUCAGAUGGUACCAUGAAGAAUAUACACGAAUAUGCCUGCUUUCAAGGAAAACUGGAAAAUUAACUCAUGUAUUCUACGCAGAAGCCUUUUUUUAUUUGCAUUUUAUAAAUCAGUAUGAAGAUAAUGGCCAUGUGAUAUUGGAUAUUUGUAUUUACAGAGACCCUUCCAUGCUGGAUUGUAUGUAUGUUGAUACAAUGAAGGCAAUGCAGCAGAAUCCCAAUUAUGCGAAAAUGUUCAGGGGUAGACCUGCACGAUUUGUUUUGCCACUGAAUACAGACCCGAUGAAAUCUUAUACUGGAGACAAUUUGGUAAAGUUAAAUGGUACCAAAGCAAAAGCAUUCUACUUACAAAAUGGUGACAUACUUGUUAAACCACAAAAACUGUGCAACCUGGGUUGUGAGACACCAACAAUCAACUAUGAAAUUCAUUUGGGCAAACCAUACCGAUAUUUCUAUGCUAUCAGUUCAGAUGUUGAUGCAGAUAAUCCAGGAACAGUGAUUAAAGUGGAUACUUUGUCAAAUACCACCAAAACGUGGAGUGAAAUCAACUGUUAUCCAAGUGAACCAAUUUUUGUACCAAGACCAAAUUCUAGGUUUGAAGAUGAUGGGGUGGUUUUAACUGCAAUGGUAUGGGGUGAAGACGACACAAACCAUGUUGGAUUGUUGAUUCUGGAUGCAGUAACAUUUAUUGAACUAGGAAGGGCUGAAUUCAGGACGCCAAGUCCUGUCCCAAAAUGCCUGCACGGAUGGUUUUUACCGCAAAGUCAAAAAGAAGGUAAAAUAGAAAACAGUGAAAUAAAAUAA